AGGGAUCCUGAUUCACAAGUCUCCUGUUCCUUUAGUACGAUGGUCUCUCUCUCCCAUUGAGCUGCUUGCACAGCCUGGGCGUUCCUCCCACUCCUCUGUGUAGGUCCCCUCAGGGUCGCACCAUGUCCAGCCCAGUGCCCCAGCCUGCUCCCUCAGGCACUCAGGUCCAGCCCGGAGAUUUGGGCCCCUGUCCCGGGGCCGUUUCCCCAGAAGUCCCCCGCCGCCUUGCUCGGGGACACCUGGAGUCCUCUUUCUCUGUCGAGGCCAUCCUGGCGAGACCCAAGACUCAAGAGCUGGCUGCCACCUCUCUGCCGCUCUCUACCUGCACCAGUCUGAACCUCGGCUCUGUGUCACAGUACGUGGUCCUGCCCUGGGUGUGCUCCACAGGGACUUGGCUGCCUGCCUACCUGAGGGUGGGCGUCUACCCGCUGUGCUCCACGUCCUGCGUGCCCGGACUGAAUGCGACUCAUCUCCUCUGCCAGCAGGGCCUCAGGCACCCAGGCUUGGAGCUACCUUACUAUCUAGGCCCUCUGAAAUGGGCAACCACCGUGGACCUUCAGGACCACAGUACCGAGAGACACCAAAAGAGGGUUCGCACAAUGUUUAGCUUGCAGCAGCUGCAAGAGUUGGAGAAGGUAUUUGCAAAGCAGCACAACCUGGUGGGGAAGGAGAGAGCCCAGCUGGCUGCCAGGCUGCACUUGACGGAGUACCAGGUGAGGAUCUGGUUCCAAAAUCGCAGGAUGAAGUAUCAGAAGCAGCAAAAACUGAAAACGCCUUCCUCCUCUACCAUGGAGGAGCCCUCCAAUAGCUCAGAUGGCCACAUCCAGAGUGAAGAUGCUGAGUCGGGAGUUGGCAGUUAAGGACCAAGCAAGAGGCCCUGGUCACCUUAUAUGGGCUAGUUCUUCCUGUGGUACCCCCCUGUCCCACAUCUCAGUAAAGAGCUUCCUUAAGCUCCAAGGACACCAAAUGUACUUGAACAAUCAAGCAGGGGAACUCUGGAAGCAGAAUAAUGGAUUGAUCUAUGUC
Molecule: messenger RNA, 1026 nt
Organism: Mastomys coucha (southern multimammate mouse)
Lineage: Eukaryota; Metazoa; Chordata; Mammalia; Rodentia; Muridae
Gene: Noto
Product: notochord homeobox
Exons: 3
Coding region: 123-860 (245 amino acids)
Biological process (GO): central nervous system development; neuron differentiation
Molecular function (GO): DNA binding
Source: RefSeq, a predicted model, not a curated record